CGCGUACAUUUCCGAUUUUUCGAGGCUCGUGCGCAGCAAAAAAACUAAUCACAAAUGCCGCAUAUACACUUGCAAACGUUGCUUCACCAGCUUUGAUGAUAUGCCUAUAAAGCAUAUUCUUCGGGGUCAACAAGCUAUGGAGCAACACAAGUUGAUAUGCGGCAAGAACAAGCCUAUUUUACUUGUUAUGCCGGUAGAGGGAAGUAAGGUUGAAUUUGACGCGUGAGUAAAGACGCAACGGUUACCGUUUGUCAUCUACGCCGAUUUUGAGGCCUUACUUGAGAAAACAGACGAUCGUAUGGGUGACUAUACUAGGACUGUGCUCAACCCUCGGUGAGUAAAGCGAUCUAUAUCUUAAGAUCGACGUGUUGUUGUUGGCUGAUGUGUUUGAGAACUUCCGCGACAUCUGUAUUUCAACAUACAAUUUGGACCCGGCGCACUAUUACAGCGCGCCUGGUUUUAGCUUCGAUUGUAUGUUGAAAUACACCAGGAUGACGCUGGAGCUCUUGAACGACUACGACAUGCUACUGAUGGUGGAACAGGGAAUUCGUGGUGGGCUAGUGCAAGCCGUCAAGCACUAUGCAAAGGCCAACAUUUCUAAGACACCCGAUUACGAUCCGUCAAAACCAGAAUCAUGGAUCGUGUACCAAGACUGCAAUAACCUUUACGGUUGGGCUAUGAGCCAGCCCAUGCCGUACGGUGGCUUCCGGUGGUAUAAAGGAGUAGACCUUCUGGCUGACCUCCAAUCGUUGUCGGACACUGGUAAUACGAGGCGUAUAUAUGAAGUGGACGUAUCGCAUCCACAAGAGCUGCAUGACGAGCACAACGACUUGCCGUUCUUGCCUGUCAACGAUGUAUCGCCGGGUUCCAAAGAAACCAAACUCAUGGCCACUUUGAAACCCAAACAGCGGUACGUCGUACACUAUGCCAACUUAAAACAGGCAAUCGCACACGGACUGCAAGUCGAUAAAGUGCACCGCGUUUUAGAGUUUCAACAAAGUGCUUGGUUGAAACCAUACAUUGAGUUGAACACUGAAAUGCGGAAAAAGGCGGCAAAUGCUUUUGAAAUUGCAUUUUUCAAACUAAUGAACAAUGCCGUCUUUGGGAAAACAAUGGAGAACAUGCGGAAACGCAUCCGCAUUAAGCUAAUCUCCAGUCCCGAACGUCUAAGCAAGCUCGUAAACCAACCAACCUUCAACGACUGUAUCAAAUACGGUGAAAGGUUGUGCGCCGUCAUAAUGGACACAAAGAUGGUCAAGUUUAUCAAACCAAUAUACGUCGGUUUAGCAGUGCUUGACAUUAGCAAGACGCUAAUGUACAAGUACUUCUACGACGUAUUGAAACCACAUUAUGGCAGUGCAAUCGAAUUGGUUUACAUGGAUACUGACUCCUUCAUAUACUUGCUCAGAGUAGGCGACUUCUACCAAGAUUUAGCUGAUAGCCCCGAUUUACUGGUGCACGUGGACGCAUCUAGCCUGCCCAAGGAUCACCCUUGCUACUCCACCGAUAGAAAGAAGAUGCCCGGCUUGUUUUCAGACGAGACCAGUGGCCUCACUCUCUUUGAGAUCGCUGCACUUUGAUUAAAGUGGUACGCAUUUGACAUGGAAGGCAGCGAACUCAUAAAGUCUAAGGGGAUCCGCGGGCACGUCGUCCGGAACCAUCUGUC
Messenger RNA from Daktulosphaira vitifoliae (grape phylloxera), 1666 nucleotides. RefSeq lists its product as uncharacterized. Gene Ontology annotation, molecular function: nucleotide binding; DNA-directed DNA polymerase activity; DNA binding. The transcript has 5 exons. Gene Ontology annotation, biological process: DNA replication. NCBI's taxonomy places the organism in Eukaryota, Metazoa, Arthropoda, Insecta, Hemiptera, Phylloxeridae. The record is from RefSeq and is a predicted model, not a curated record. The coding region runs from base 474 to 1580 and encodes 368 amino acids.